Patiria miniata (bat star) is the source of this 6176-nucleotide messenger RNA. RefSeq names its product deleted in malignant brain tumors 1 protein-like. The record is from RefSeq and is a predicted model, not a curated record. Gene Ontology annotation, cellular component: membrane. The coding region runs from base 302 to 5947 and encodes 1881 amino acids. The transcript has 19 exons. Lineage: Eukaryota; Metazoa; Echinodermata; Asteroidea; Valvatida; Asterinidae.
AAACAUGAUCAUAUCGGAUUGGAUGCAUGGAUAACCUAAAGUGGAUCCAAUAGAUGGGGCGGAUUAGCUAUAGACGGAUGCAUGAUUGGGUUGUGAUUACCAACAUCUGUAGUGCAUUUUAUUAAAACGGUCAAAGGUUAGACAGCAAAUAAGGGUGUGUGUGAUGUGAUACUUGAACUUCAGUCCGUGCUGAUAUAAAGCACAAUCAAGCUUCGCCGCGCCACAGCCGGCAACAUUCUUGUAUUGCACCAGAAAGGUUUGCAGCAUUUGCAGUGCAGUCAGUAGUGACAACGUUAAGUGCAUGGCCAUCAUGAAGUUGGUAGCGUUUGUAUGCAUUUUGACUGCUGUCAUCGUGGAUGUGUGGGGACAGGAUGACUAUGAUGUACGUCUUGUGAAUGGUGGCAGCGCUCUAGAGGGUAGGGUGGAGAUAUACCUGUACGGAUCAUGGUGGACAGUGUGUGAUGCCUCGUGGGAUCUCAAUGAUGGCACCGUUGUUUGCCGGCAACUGGGUUAUGGCAUUGCAUCAUCGGUUCCUAGAUCGGCAUUCUUUGGCCCAGGUAAAGGGAAGAUACUGAACGUGGACUGCCAAGGGUUUGAAGAAGUCUUAUCUGGAGGCUGUAAGUUUACAAAUAGCAGUGCGGAUCUUUGCAAUCACAAUGACGAUGGCGGGGUCAUCUGCACUGGAGAAACCACCGGUCAAUUACGUCUAGUGGGUGGUCGCACCCCUCUGGAGGGUCAGGUGCAGGUCAACGUCAGCAAUACUUGGGGAACAAUCUGCAAUGAAUAUUGGAGCCUGGAUGAUGCCACAGUCGUGUGCAGGCAGCUGGGAUAUGGUGUACCCUUGGCAGUUGUUCCCAGCUCUUAUUUUGGCAUGGGUGAUUACCAUUUGCUUUUUGCUGUGGUUGCCUGCACUGGGAAGGAGGAACGCCUGCUGGAUUGCCUGCUGAACUACGUACAUUCAGGGGGCGACUCCUGCCAUUCUCCUACUGCUGGGGUCAUCUGUACUGGAAACAAUUACACAGGUCAGAUACGUCUUGUAAACGGUACCAAUACCUUAAAAGGUCGAGUGGAGGUAGGCCUAUCUGCUAAUAACGAGACUCAGUGGGGAACAGUCUGCAGCGAUAUCUGGGAUUUCCACGAUGCUAUAGUUGUCUGUUCGCAGUUGGGCUUUAAGGCUGAGGAAUCAUAUUAUAAGCUUGGUCAAGGCGACGAGGACGUAGCAUUGCAUGGCGUCUCAUGUGCAGGGCUAGAGAACAGCUUACUGGAAUGUCCACGGAACGCCAACAUCAGCUGCACUCGUACCCAGUCCUAUACCCCCUGGGUUACCUGUGCACUCCCAGACGAACAUGACUUACGGUUGCGCUAUGGUACCAACCAUCUAGAGGGCAGGGUUGAGGUUUACGAAAAUGGUACUUGGGGAACAGUCUGUGAUGAUGGAUGGGACAUCACAGAUGCUACCGUGGCUUGUUGGCAGCUAGGUUACGGCAAGGCAACCUCAGCCCCCGGAUCGGGAUACUUUGGCCAUGGCCAGGGCAUCGGGAACAUCACGAUAGCUUUAGGCAAUGUUGGCUGCAAGGGGACAGAAAACAGCCUACAUGAUUGCCAACGCGGGAGCACCAAAUACUGUACACAUGAUGAGGACGCUGGGGUUUUUUGUUCUCGACCAGGUGUUUUUGACAUACGGCUUAUCAAUGGUAGCAACUCUAUGGAAGGCCGCGUAGAGGUUUAUGACAAUGGUCGUUGGGGCACGGUCUGUGAUCAUAGUUGGGAUAUGGAUGAUGCAAGCGUGGUGUGUCGGCAGCUGGGCUUCAAACAGGCUACUGCAGCUCCAGGGUCGGCACACUUCGGACAGGGCAGCGGGUACGUCAUCCUAGGUAAUGUUGCCUGUAGAGGAACGGAGAGCAGGCUGGGUUACUGUCCGAGGGACAUGAAUCCCAUCUGUCAACAUGACCAAGAUGCUGGCGUUGUCUGUAGUAACGUCGAUCCACCAGAGGAAUAUGACGUACGUCUUAGGGGUGCCGGCGCCGAUGAUGAGGGUCGUGUGGAGGUGUACGUGAACGGAGCUUGGGGAACAGUCUGCGAUGAUGGAUGGGACAUCGCCGAUGCUACAGUUGUGUGCCGACAGCUGGGUUUUACAAAGGCUAAGUCAGCCGUUAGCUCUGCGGCUUUCGGCCAGGGCACCGGGAAUAUAGUUUUCGAUAAUGUUGCUUGUAAAGGCACAGAAAACCGUUUACAUGACUGUCCGUAUUUUAUCACCAACGACUGCAGCCACUCUGAAGAUGCUGGCGUCAUCUGCAAAUCACUAGAGCUAUAUGACGUACGUCUAGUGAGUGGUAGCAACGCUAUGAAAGGCCGGGUGGAGGUGUACGUAGGCGGUUCUUGGGGAACAGUCUGCGAUGACCAAUGGGGCAUCAACGAUGGUACAGUGGUGUGUUGGCAGCUUGGCUACUCUAAGGCCAUCUUAGCCCCUGGAUCGGCGUACUUUGGCCGGGGCAGCGGGGAUAUAGCUAUGACAGAGGUGACCUGUACAGGGUCUGAAAGCACCUUGGACAGCUGUCAUUGGAGUUCUUUUGUGGGUUCUUGCAGUCAUUAUGAAGAUGCUGGCGUCAUCUGCGGUGAAGAGGAAAUGGCUGAAGAAGGAUCUGUGCGACUUGUGGAUGGUAGUACACAGUAUGAAGGGCGCGUGGAGAUAUAUCUGAAUGGUCGAUGGGGGACAGUUUGUGAUCGGUCGGGUUGGGAUAACGACGCGGCUGAUGUUGUCUGCAAACAACUUGGUUUUGGAGAUGCAGCAACAUAUUUGUAUACCAAAGUGGGAACUGGUGCCAUUUUGAUUGACUCUGUUUUCUGCAAUGGGAGAGAGAGUCAGUUGAAGGAUUGCUCGUACGACACGUCAGUAAGUUCCUUCUGUAUCCACUCAGACGAUGCUGGAGCAAAAUGCUAUGCAACUGGAUCUCUGUCUGGUGUUGCAGUUGCCUUCAUUGUGUUUGGAUCAGUAUUAGCAGCUGGCUUUCUCGGCCUUUUAGCCAUCAACUGUUGGCGCUUCUUGUCCAGACGUUCCCGCGCUCCGCAGAGUGUGAGUGGAGGUCAGAUGACCGGUGAUGGAAUGAGAGCGACGCUUGUCCACGCAGUGUAUGACCCUCAUACAGAUGACCUGCCUCCCCAGUGUAGUGACGUCAUCGGUCACCCAUCGGACCGUCUCCAGGCCAAUCCUAGUGGUCCGUACCUCACCACUCCCAAUCCAUCAUAUCCCUCGGGCCAAGCCUAUCCAGCCACCCUGCAAUAUCCUCCAGGCCAGAAUCUUACUGGUCAGCAGAAUCUUACUGGUCAGCAGAAUCUUACUGGCCAGCAGAAUCUUACUGGCCAGCAGAAUCUUACUGGCCAGCAGAAACUUACUGGCCAGCAGAAUCUUACUGGCCAGCAGAAUCUUACUGGCCAGCAGAAUCUUACUGGCCAGCAGAAUCUUACUGGUCAGCUAAACCCUGCUGGUCAGCUAAACCCUGCAGGCCAGCAAACUUACCCUGGCGAACAAAACCCAGCUGACCAGCAAGAGCCUACUGCCCAAACCUCUGACCAAUCCACUUUAAAGGAAUCACAAUCAAGCUACAGCCGGCAACAUUCUUGUAUUGCACCAGAAAGGUUUGCAGCAUUUGCAGUGCAGUCAGUAGUGACAACGUUUAAGUGCAUGGCCAUCAUGAAGUUGGUAGCGUUUGUAUGCAUUUUGACUGCUGUCGUCGUGGAUGUGUGGGGACAGGACGACUAUGAUGUACGUCUUGUGAAUGGUGGCAGCGCUCUAGAGGGUAGGGUGGAGAUAUACCGGUACGGAUCAUGGGGGACAGUGUGUGAUGCCUCGUGGGAUCUCAAUGAUGGCACCGUUGUUUGCCGGCAACUGGGUUAUGGCAUUGCAUCAUCGGUUCCUGGAUCGGCAUUCUUUGGCCCAGGUAAAGGGAAUAUACUGAACGUGGACUGCCAAGGGUUUGAAGAAGACUUAUCUGGAGGCUGCAAGUUAACAAAUAGUUUUGGGAAUCUUUGCAACCACAAUGAUGAUGGCGGGGUCAUCUGCACUGGAGAAACCACCGGUCAAUUACGUCUAGUGGGUGGUCGCACCCCUCUGGAGGGUCUGGUGCAGGUCAACGUCAGCAAUAAUUGGGGAACAAUCUGCAAUGAAUAUUGGAGCCUGGAUGAUGCCACAGUCGUGUGCAGGCAGCUGGGGUAUGGUGUACCCUUGGCAGUUGUUCCCGACUCUUAUUUUGGCGUGGAUUUUUUCGAUGUGCUUUUUGCUGUGGUUGCCUGCACUGGGAAGGAGGAACGCCUGAUGGAUUGCCUGCUGAACUACGUACAUGUAGGGAGCCCCUGGUCCUGCACGUCUCAUCAUAUUGUUGUUAGUGCUGGGGUCAUCUGUGCUGGAAACAAUUACACAGGUCAGAUACGUCUUGUAAACGGUACCAAUACCUUAGAAGGUCGAGUGGAGGUAGGCGUAUCUGCUAAUAACGAGACUCAGUGGGGAACAGUCUGCAGCGAUAGCUGGGAUUUCCACGAUGCUAUAGUUGUCUGUUCGCAGUUGGGCUUUAAGGCUGAGGGAUCAUAUUAUAAGCUUGGUCAAGGCGACGAGGACGUAGCAUUGCAUGGCGUCUCAUGUGCAGGGCUAGAGAACAGCUUACUGGAAUGUCCACGGAACGCCAACACCAGCUGUACCCAGUCCCUUACCCCCUGGGUUACCUGUGCUCUCCCAGACGAACAUGACUUACGGUUGCGCUACGGUACCAACCAUCUAGAGGGCAGGGUUGAGGUAUACGAAAACGGUACUUGGGGAACAGUCUGUGAUGAUGGAUGGGACAUCACAGAUGCUACCGUGGUGUGUUGGCAGCUAGGUUACGGCCAGGCAACCUCAGCCCCCGGAUCGGGAUACUUUGGCCAGGGCCAGGGCAUCGGGAACAUCACGAUAGCUUUUGGCAAUGUUGGCUGCAAGGGGACAGAAAACAGCCUACAUGAUUGCCAACGCGGGAGCACCAAAUUCUGUACACAUGAUGAGGACGCUGGGGUUUUUUGUUCUCGACCAGGUGAUUUUGACAUACGGCUUAUCAAUGGUAGCAACUCUAUGGAAGGCCGCGUAGAGGUUUAUGUCAAUGGUCGUUGGGGCACGGUCUGUGAUCAUAGUUGGGAUAUGGAUGAUGCAAGCGUGGUGUGUCGGCAGCUGGGCUUCAAACAGGCUACUGCAGCUCCAGGGUCGGCACACUUUGGACAGGGCAGCGGGUACGUCACCCUAGGUAAUGUUGCCUGUAGUGGAACGGAGAGCAGGCUGGGUUACUGUCCGAGGGACAUGAAUCCCAUCUGUCAACAUGACCAAGAUGCUGGCGUUGUCUGUAGUAACAUCGAUCCACCAGUAAAAAAAACAUUACCUAAAGUGAAGAAGAUUGUUUUUUUAGACAUAAGGAAAAUACAAAAAGAGGAAUAUGACGUACGUCUUAGGGGUGCCGGCACCGAUGAAGAGGGUCGUGUGGAGGUGUACGUGAACGGAGCAUGGGGAACAGUCUGCGAUGAUGGAUGGGACAUCGCCGAUGCUACAGUUGUGUGCCGACAGCUGGGUUUUACAAAGGCUAAGUCAGCCGUUAGCUCUGUUUUCGGCCAGGGCACUGAGAAAAUAGUUUUCGAUAAUGUUGCUUGUAAAGGCACAGAAAACCGUUUACAUGACUGUCCGUUAGAUACCACCACCGACUGCAGCCACGCUGAAGAUGCUGGCAUCAUCUGCAAAUCACUAGGUUACUAUCCUAUCUACAAAGUUUCACUCCUUGGGUAUUGGCGACUAAUAGCUUGUAUUAAAGACUCUGUCAACGUACACUGUACGAUCGACGGAGUCCAGGAAAUAAACAUCUCAAAACCGAAAAAAAAAUCUGAAAAAAAUCUCAAAACUAACCAGUGUGAAUCCGCUGAAGCUCACUGUACCAUUUGAGUGUCAUGUGCAAUCUUCAUUUUACCACAAAUUGGUUAAGUAAACUCUUAAGAUAUCACAUAGAUUAUAUAAUCAGAAUAAAUGUUGAUCGUAUCGGUCAGUUUGGUUCAGUCGGUUCGGUCAGUUGGUUCAGUCAGUCAGUUUAGUCAGUCGGUUCGGUCAGUCUGGUCUGCCUGGAUUAAGACCAAUUUGGGAAACAGCUUUAUGACGGUUUCCCUUCAUUUUUUUU